This is a messenger RNA of Symsagittifera roscoffensis, 736 nucleotides long. Its product is annotated as complex I intermediate-associated protein 30, mitochondrial-like. The record is from RefSeq and is a predicted model, not a curated record. Gene Ontology annotation, biological process: mitochondrial respiratory chain complex I assembly; mitochondrial electron transport, NADH to ubiquinone. Gene Ontology annotation, cellular component: mitochondrion. NCBI's taxonomy places the organism in Eukaryota, Metazoa, Xenacoelomorpha, Acoela, Convolutidae. The transcript is spliced from 3 exons. Bases 127 to 696 code for a protein of 189 amino acids.
CUACUGUGGUUAGAACAUGGAUGUUUUUGUUUUUUGGAGUUUGAGUUUUGGUUUUAUUUUAAGUUAUUGUGAUUAGCGGAAGACGCAUAAAAUUCAUCCCUAUUCCAAACACAAAAAUGGCUGACCAUGUCACACAGGUACUUGCCAACAUGCAUAUGCAAGUAUGGUAUGGAAGUUGUGAUUUUGUUUGUUUCCAGUCAAAGUCAUCAGGAGUCUCUGACGUUGUUCAAGUUCGACAGUGCAGAUGUGGUGAGACAGUGGGUAUCCAUGGGAGAUGGUGACAUGGGAGGAAAGAGCAACAGCAAAUUAGCCCUUGGUGCGAAUAAGAAAUUACUGUGGACUGGCAAUGUGGAUUGGCAUCUGCAAAUUGACGAACAGUUUGACGCCACUUAUGAGGAUCUCUACUUCCACCCUAUCUUCACAAGGGGCGGUCCCUAUUGGGAAGUCGUUCAGAUUCCGUUUUCGCACCUGGUGCUGUCGAACAAGGGCAUGAUAUGUCGCCAAACCACAGCCGUAGACAGGUCCAUGGUGCGCAACAUAGGCUUCAGUCUAGUCGAACACUUCGAGGGGCCAUUCAGACAGGAGGUGGACUACAUCAAGUUUAUCACUGACGACGCACACAGACAGGCGUGUGCUUAUGAGUUCGCAGGGUCCACCCACGGAAUGGACUGGGGCAGCAAGUAUGGCAAGGUGUAAUCAAUUAAGUUUCACACAACUGCCCUAAAAGGCUUGAUUG